CAUCACAGUUUGCUCAAACAUUUGGAAGGGAAUUUAGGGCCCUCCCCCCAACUUAUGAUUUUAUAGCCAAUAGGUGAUGAGGUUUAUUUGCAUAUUUCCAGUCACUUAAGCAGCCGUGGAGUGGGAACAGUGUCAGACUCGAUUCCUCUUGCUCCGAGGAAACCUGCCGCUUCCCGCUGUCUGGCUCUGCGCUGUGUCAGGCGACUCGAGCGCCGCAGGACCGAGGUCCAGCCUGCUCCCGCCGCCGGCUCCGCGGUCCAUCGGUCUGUCCCGCGUCCACCGUGCCCUGCAGUUCCUACCGAGGGACAAACCCGGAGAUGGAGAGCAAAGCGCUGCUCCUGGUGGCUCUGGGCGUCUGGCUCCAGUGUCUGACCGCCUCCCGCGGAGGGGUGGCCGCCGCCAACAAAAUUACAGGAGAAAGAGAUUUUGCAGACAUUGAAAGUAAAUUUGCUCUACGGACCCCCGAAGACACAGUUGAGGACACUUGCCACCUCAUUCCUGGAGUCCGAGAAUCCUUGUCUAACUGUCACUUUAACCACAGCAGCAAAACCUUUGUGGUGAUCCACGGCUGGACGGUGACAGGAAUGUACGAGAGCUGGGUGCCCAAGCUUGUGGCCGCCCUGUACAAGAGGGAACCCGACUCCAACGUCAUCGUGGUGGACUGGCUGUCGCGGGCCCAGCAGCACUACCCGGUGUCCGCGGGCUACACCAAGCUGGUGGGAAAGGAUGUGGCCACGUUUAUCAACUGGAUGGCGGAGGAAUUUAACUAUCCCCUGGACAAUGUCCAUCUCUUGGGAUACAGCCUUGGAGCGCACGCUGCUGGCAUUGCUGGGAGCCUGACCAACAAGAAGGUUAACAGAAUUACAGGCCUAGAUCCAGCUGGACCUAACUUUGAGUAUGCAGAAGCUCCAAGUCGCCUUUCUCCAGACGACGCGGAUUUUGUAGACGUCUUACACACGUUCACCAGAGGGUCACCUGGCCGAAGUAUUGGAAUCCAGAAACCAGUGGGGCACGUUGACAUUUACCCUAAUGGAGGCACUUUUCAACCCGGCUGUAACAUUGGGGAAGCUAUUCGUGUGAUUGCAGAGAGAGGCCUUGGAGAUGUGGAUCAGCUUGUGAAGUGCUCCCAUGAGCGCUCCAUUCACCUCUUCAUUGACUCUCUGUUGAAUGAAGAAAACCCCAGUAAGGCCUACCGGUGCAAUUCAAAGGAAGCCUUUGAGAAAGGGCUCUGCCUGAGCUGCAGAAAGAACCGUUGCAACAACUUGGGCUAUGAGAUCAAUAAGGUCAGAGCCAAAAGAAGCAGCAAAAUGUACCUGAAGACUCGUUCUCAAAUGCCUUACAAAGUCUUCCAUUACCAAGUAAAGAUACAUUUUUCUGGGACUGACAGUGACACACAGACCAACCAGGCCUUCGACAUCUCUCUGUACGGCACUGUGGCCGAGAGUGAGAACAUCCCUUUCACCCUGCCUGAAGUUUCCACCAAUAAGACAUACUCCUUCCUCAUUUACACGGAGGUGGACAUUGGAGAACUGCUGAUGUUGAAACUCAAAUGGAAGAGCGACUCGUACUUCAGCUGGUCCGACUGGUGGAGCAGCCCUGGCUUUGUUAUUGAGAAGGUCAGAGUAAAAGCAGGAGAGACUCAAAAGAAGGUGCUCUUCUGUUCCCGGGAGAAGGUGCCUCGUCUGCAGAAAGGAAAGACGUCUUUGGUGUUUGUGAAAUGCUACGACAAGUCUCUGAGUAAAAAGUCUGGCUGAAUCUACAGAAGGAAGAACAGCACAUGAAUUCUGCGGAGAAUGAAGUAACUUUUACAAGAGAAGCCCAGAGCUUUGGGUGGUUCAAAGUGAAUUUUCCUGAGUAUUAAUCCCAGCUAUCCUUGUUAGUUAUUUUCAGAGACAAUCUCAAAUACAAAAAAGUGGCUAAUUCAAUUUGAGCAGUACAGUGGCCAAAUAGCACAUUUUCCAACAUUAAAAAACAGCAGAUAUGAAAAGCACUGUUUGGGCUCGUGGUAAAAUAAUGAAGAUUCUUUAUGUAGUGAGUUUUGUCAUAGCCUACAACUGAUUAGAACCUCAUAUUUUUGUUGGAAUUCUGAAUUUUCUGGAUCGAUACAUUCUCAAAGUUUACUCCAAAUCUGAAUCUAGAAAAUAAUUUUUUGUCUGACUUAUUUCCUUACUGGUCAAAACACCUGCCUUUUUGGGCCUGGUUCCCCUCUUGCCAUGGGACGUGGCCCAGGAGCUGACCAGGAACCAGUGACUCGGAGCGAGGAGCUGAACCGAACCUUUAAACACUCCCUGUGGCUGGUUGCAUCAUAACUGUUACAAACUAAAGGAGACAGAAAAUUUAGAACAAUUAGGUUUUAAAAGGCUUUAGAGUUUAUGGCUUAACCUCUCCCCUUCUUUUCUUGCUGUUUCAAAGCUAUAUUUUAACAGUGUUCCCUGGGCGGGUGUUGAAAUGAGCCUGUUCCACUCAGCUGACACAUAAUUUUCACUAUGGAGAAAGAAAAUGAUCCCAUAAUUUUAGGAUCAGAUUUUCAAAACUGUUCAUCGGGGUGACGCCCUUUACAAUCCAAUGGUUUCUAUUCGGUUUUAGGCUUAGCUCAGUCAUACUUCAGUCAUACUCGGGGCAUGUCUCUUUCUCCCCUGGUUUUGAUAAGAAAAUGUGUUCAAAGUCAGAUUUUGCAUCACACAAACGCCUACAAAUUUUAGAUAAGGACCGUUUUUACUAAGUGGAGAGAUGGAAAAGUCACUGGGAUAUAUUCAUAAACAGUGUUUAUAGCCAUUAUGGGAGAUGAAAAGAAUCCUCAAUUGCCACAGCCACAGGAAAUGUCAUGAGAGUUGUUUUUAACAACUAGCCAGGAAUGAGUGAGCAAUUAUUUAUAAACUAGAUCUCCUGUGUUCAGAAUGCUUUUCUGUAUAUUAAUAUAAAACUAUAAAGAAGUCAAAUAUCUCAGAGGCUAUUGCUGGGAAUCCAAACUGUGAACACGUGUGGGCGCCUGAACACAUACAUACUCACAUAUGAACCCCGCACGCAUGUUAAUUACUUGGUGCGGCUUAGAAGGUGAAUGAUCUAAAGAUGUGUUGGAAUUUGUUGGCGUGGAAAUUGUUCCAGAGCUGCCAGAAAGUCAACCCUUCGUCUGAGAAAUGCAGUUGUACCUAUGCAGAGUAGGACGAAUGUUGUGGUUGAUAUCAGCCAGUUUGGCAUGAAUUCUCUCUAAAAAUAAAAUGUUGUGUGAUUAGUGGUUGGCAUCCCCCUUUAUUGCUAAUUCAUUAAUUUCCUGGAUUUGGGUUUUGAGGAAGGGUGCAUAAACCUAAGAACAUAUCAAUCAAAUCAGUGCAUGGCCCUGGGAACUCUGGCUUCUGUAGAGUUCACUCUAUAUCAUAUAUUAACAAUGCUUUGGCUUUGAGUGUUAUUUAUUAGCUGUAAAUAUAUGUGUGUAUGUGUAAAAGUGGGUUGUACAUAUGGGGAAGGUCACCAUGGCCAUCUGCAUUUGUAGAUGUGUGGUGCUAACUUUGUACAUGCCUUUAUCAGUGACAGUCUCACUGAGCCAGCUGACUCUGAUGAAGUAAUACAAUAAAAUGGGCUUUAAGAAAAACAAA
Molecule: messenger RNA, 3593 nt
Organism: Miniopterus natalensis
Lineage: Eukaryota; Metazoa; Chordata; Mammalia; Chiroptera; Miniopteridae
Source: RefSeq, a predicted model, not a curated record